Messenger RNA from Poecilia latipinna (sailfin molly), 2468 nucleotides. RefSeq names its product syntaxin-2-like. Gene Ontology annotation, cellular component: endomembrane system; synaptic vesicle; plasma membrane. Lineage: Eukaryota; Metazoa; Chordata; Actinopteri; Cyprinodontiformes; Poeciliidae. Gene Ontology annotation, biological process: exocytosis; synaptic vesicle fusion to presynaptic active zone membrane; intracellular protein transport. The record is from RefSeq and is a predicted model, not a curated record. Gene Ontology annotation, molecular function: SNAP receptor activity; SNARE binding. The transcript has 9 exons. Bases 521 to 1471 code for a protein of 316 amino acids.
CAACAGUUGAGAGCAGUGACCAGACACUCAAGUAUAUAACUGAUAUGAAAGCAAUACGAUAGUAUUUUUUCAUUUUUAUGUAUUUAUUUUUUUUGCUUACAUAACAUCAUCGUCUAAAACAAUGAAUAAGUUAAAUGAUUAACAUGAUAGUCAGUGGUUAUGACUUACGGAACUCAAAUCCCACUAACAAGUUGGUCUCGACGUUACAUCUCCGGCAAAAACUCGUUUUCCUCAGGAAAACUCCUCUUUCAUAUUUUGGUCAUCACUUAUUCGUAGGUCGUCCGGCGGCUAACUGUUAUGAAACGCACCCAGUUGCUGUAACUCUCGUCUUCUUAUUGGUUAGCCCGGCUGUUUACAGGUGUGUCACUCUUUCAAAGUAACCAAUCCGAAAACGGGAACCGGCUUCAUAUUAACGGAAAACUCUAUAAGUGUAAGAGUUUGCGUUUUCGUUAAUAUUUCUCUACACUUUUUCACAAUAGGCGUAAAGCUUAGCGAUAAAUAUCCAUAGGUUUGUUUUAAUAUGCAGUCAUUUUGGCUUGAAGAAAGGUGGCUUGCUGAAGCUGUCUUUGUUUGUUCAGACGGGAACGCGCCUGCGUGCCCACGCCCUUUAUUACAGGUGCUUUCGAUGACCUCAUCCCCCAGGAGGAAGGACAGACUUCAGCAAACGGAUACUAUGAGCAAUUCGACAGAGAGAGGAGCCGAAAUGGAGGAUUUUUUUAAAACGGUGUGUGAGGUAAGAAACCUCAUAGAAAAAAUCUCCAGCCAAACAGAGGACAUGGAAAAAAGACACUGCAGCAUCCUUUCCUCUUCGGACAGUGGCAAAGGAAGUAAAGAUGAACUGGAGCUGAUAAACAACGAGACCAGACACAACGCCAACCUGGUCCGAACCAAGUUAAAAUUAAUGCAGAAGAACUGUCCAUCAGAAGACAACAGAACUAAUAACUCUGUAAUCUAUCGAAUUCAGAGGAAUCAGCACUCACACCUGACUCGUUGGUUUUCUGAAGUCAUGAAGAGUUACCAUAAGAUCCAGAUUUCCUUCAGAGAGAAAUGCAAGGCCCAAAUUCAGAGACAGCUCGAGAUUGUGGAUAAAGUCACAACAGAUGACGAGCUGGAGGAUAUGCUGCAACGUGAUAAUCUUGCCAUUUUCAUAACUAAUAUCCAUUCUGAUGCUCAAUUAUCAAGUCGGGCUCUCUCUGAGAUUGAAAGACGUCAUCAGAACAUCAUCAGCCUUGAGUACAGCAUUAAAGAACUACAUGAGAUAAUUACAGACACGGCCAUGCUGUUGGAAAUUCAGGGGGAGUUGAUAAACAAUAUAGAAAGGAACGUCACCAGUGCCGGAGAAUAUGUACAUGCAGGAAAAGAAGAAACACAGGAAGCACUCGGAUACAAGAAGAAUCGUUAUAAGGUUGUGUCUCUCCCAAGUUUUUUCAAAUCCUUUAGGAGACAAGCCAGUACUGAAGCUGAUGAUUAAAACUCUACUGAAGACUGCAUCAAGCCUUCCUGAUGCACAUCAAACCUGUCAGAGCCUUGGAGAAUUAGUUGUAUCCAUUUUUUUCCCCAUGUAAAACUCUUUAACUGUUUUUUGUAGAACUGUAGUUUUUUUACCCAGAGUUGAGAAUUCAAAGUUAUGUAAAAAUAACUUGUCACUUUAAAUGCUUAAAAAAUAUUUCUUUGUCAAGAAUAUGAUUUCAGAUAUGGUCCAUUUCAUUACAUUACUUUUUAUCUGUUCAACCACCCAUAGAUUCAUUUACUCACUUGAUCACUAGGUGGCACUGCAACAACAUUGAAAUACCAGGCUGUACCUUGUCUAAGGUUUCUUCUUAUGACAUUGUAAAAAUGUCAACUUGUGCUCAUAAUGAAUGCUGUGAAACAGAAGAUUUUAAACUUCCUGGUCUCCUGCUGUGAUCAAUUAACAUAAAGUGGUUUAAGUGAAAUGUAAGAAAUCUGCACAGUAUAAAAAUUGCUGUAGCAGUUGCAGUCAACUUGUAAAUUAGAAAUGUAGUGAUCAGAGUUUUAUUGGCUUAUGUCUUGUUUUGCCUUUUUGUAGGUCUGAUCUGCUGAUUGUAAAAUAUUUUGUUUUUAAAUUAACAAUGACAUGUAAAUAAACUGCUUGGAAGUACAAGGAACCAAAGCUGGCAUAAUCAACAAAACAGGUAAAUAAGUGGCUUAAUAAAAUAAUGACAAUGGAAGCAAAUGGAACAAAAGUGAUUGGAUUAAAUAUUUUUGAUCUAUAAAAAGUCAUGCAAAUGUAUAUUUUGACAUCUGAUGCAAUACUAGUUACUGAUGUAGCUGUUUUACCUACUUAAUAUACCCAUUAGGCUUAUUAUCUUCAAGUUCCUGUUAUUUAAACAUCAUUUAUCCAUAUUGCUGCUUCACUUUUUUCUUUUUUUGUUUUGUUGUUUAAUGCAGAAACUGGAGAGGUAAUGUUCACUUAUGAUGUAUUUAAUAAACAAGAAAAAAACAUCUGA